Molecule: messenger RNA, 6452 nt
Organism: Cheilinus undulatus (humphead wrasse)
Lineage: Eukaryota; Metazoa; Chordata; Actinopteri; Labriformes; Labridae
Gene: kctd3
Product: potassium channel tetramerization domain containing 3
Exons: 19
Coding region: 349-2925 (858 amino acids)
Biological process (GO): protein homooligomerization
Molecular function (GO): protein binding
Source: RefSeq, a predicted model, not a curated record
CUUUGCUUAUUUUCUGCGCAAGAUGUUAUCCACGAUUUGGUUACAUGCAGGGUCGUGAUGCAAACAAGACCGCAUGAAAAUAAUGAAACUAUUGUGUAGGUUUCUUUUGGAUAAAAAGACCCCUGUCUCUCUCCGCCUACAAUGCGGAGACCUGGCGAUACUGACGCCGUCCCCAUAGGUCGUGUGUAGCGGAUAUUUUAUGGAUGGUGGGACGAGGGAGAGGUUGUGAGGCUGGAGUGUCGGGACAUCGGCUGAGCUGGGGAGAAGAGGAGCGUUAGCAAGCUAGCUUUUGAGACUGUAACAGCUAUAACGGAACGGUGGCUUCUGGACAGCGGCUUGGACAUCAUCAUGGCUACAAAUGGUAACAACAACCCAACGCCUGGGAUGGGAGACAUCAUACAGCUGAACGUCGGUGGGACGAGGUUCAGUACCUCCAGACAGACUCUGAUGUGGAUCCCAGACUCUUUCUUCUCAAGUUUGCUGAGUGGAAGGAUAUCCACUCUUCGGGAUGAAACUGGAGCUAUAUUCAUCGACAGGGACCCGACAGCUUUUGCACCAAUUUUGAAUUUUCUCAGAACCAAAGAGUUAGACCUAAGGGGUGUCAACAUCAGUGUCCUGCGACAUGAGGCAGAGUUUUACGGGAUAACUCCUUUAGUGCGGCGUCUGCUGCUGUGUGAGGAACUAGACCGCUCAUCGUGUGGCAGCGUUCUCUUCCACGGUUACCUGCCGCCUCCAGCGAUCCCUGCUCACAAGUCAAGCCCUACUCUAGUGGCCUCGUCUGAUGAGCGCCCAGGUCCCAGUGGAGCCGAAGGCUUCAACCGUGUUGGUCCACCUCCUCACCCUUCCCUCUCACCUCCAACAGAUGACAAUAACAAGCUGGGCCCAGUGGUUGACCCAAGGAAGGUGCUGAUCAUAGCUGGACACCACAAUUGGAUUGUAGCAGCCUAUGCACACUUUGUUAUCUGCUACAGGAUAAAGGAAUCUUCUGGAUGGCAGCAGGUAUUUUCUUCUCCCUACCUUGACUGGACCAUUGAACGCAUCGCACUCAAUGCCAAGGUGGUGGGCGGCCCGCAUGGAGACAAGGACAAGAUGGUGGCUGCCGCAUCUGAAAGCAGCAUCAUCCUCUGGAGCAUCCAAGAUGGAGGCAGCGGCAAUGAGAUAGGUGUGUUCAGUCUUGGCGUACCUGUAGAUGAUCUCUUCUUCAUUGGAAACCAGCUAGUGGCUACAAGCCACACGGGAAAGGUUGGGGUGUGGAAUGCUGUCACACAACACUGGCAGGUUCAAGAUGUGGUUCCUAUUACCAGUUGUGACACAGCAGGAUCCUUCCUUCUACUAGGCUGCAACAAUGGCUCCAUCUACUACAUAGACAUGCAAAAGUUUCCUCUAAGGAUGAAGGAUAAUGACCUUCUGGUGACAGAACUUUAUCAUGACCCUUCAAAUGAUGCCAUCACCGCCCUGUCCGUCUACCUCACACCUAAAACCAGUGUGAGUGGAAACUGGAUAGAAAUAGCCUAUGGGACCAGCAGUGGUGCAGUUAGAGUCAUUGUGCAGCACCCAGAGACAGUGGGAUCAGGGCCACAGCUCUUUCAGACAUUCACUGUCCACAGGAGCCCGGUGACAAAGAUUAUGCUGUCUGAGAAACAUCUGGUGUCAGUGUGUGCAGACAACAACCACGUUCGAACGUGGACAGUGACCAGGUUCAGAGGGAUGAUCUCCACCCAGCCUGGCUCCACUCCUCUGGCUUCCUUCAAAAUCUUGUCCUUGGAGGAGACAGAAAGCCACGGGAGCUAUUGCUCUGGAAACGAUAUAGGUCCGUUUGGAGAGAGAGAUGAUCAGCAGGUUUUCAUACAGAAGGUGAUCCCCAUUACCAAUAAACUGUUUGUAAGGCUGUCAUCUACAGGAAAGAGGAUCUGUGAGGUGCAGUCAGUGGAUGGCACCACCAUCUCCUGCUUCAUGGUACGGGAGUGUGAGGGCUCCAGCAGGAUGGGAUCCCGUCCUCGGCGCUAUUUAUUCACGGGGCAUGGAAACGGCAGCAUCCAAAUGUGGGACCUGACUACAGCAAUGGACACAGCCAACAAAGGAGAGGAGAGAAAGAGAGAGGAUGUAGGCGGGCCAACAGAGGAGGAGCUGCUGCAGCUGUUGGACCAGUGUGACCUGAGCACCUCCCGCUGUGCUACACCAAAUAUCAGCCCCGCCCCCUCUGUGCUGCACCACACACGCCUCAGAGAGUCCUGCUCAAGUCUGCAGUUACAGGCCCAGGAGCCGAUCCCUGAGAGCCAGCCUACUUAUGGAGCAGUGAGACCGUACAGAGAGAGCCCCCUGCUGGCCAGGGCUCGAAGAACUGAGUCCUUCAACAGCUACAGAGACUUCCAGAACUUCAGCCUGAGCCGAGGUGUCCUGGACUCACAGAGCUCCGGCCAGCCUCCUGACGCUCGCCGCUCCCUCUGUGAUUUUGGGUCGGAGGACAGCGAGAGGAGAUCCUCAGCAAUGGAGCUCUGGGCCAGUCGAACAGCAAGCUCCAGCUCUGCUACGUCUAUCGGGGGUUUGACGUCUGCUGGUGUCAGCGGGAUGAAGGCAGAGGGUGGUCAAGAGUCUCCACGACAACCACCAGACAGCCCUAUUCCUGGGGGUGACGUUAGACGAAAGGUGGUCCUCCAGUCAGAAGACGGGGAGAGUAUCGGAUCAGGGGGAGAUGGGGGGAAGGUAGAGGGAGGUGUGAAGAAGAGAGGAGUGCUAGAAGGAGGCUUUCUAAGGAAGAGGGCUCCCCCAGUGCCUCAUCUCUCCUCCCUGCCCUCUGGAUCUGAUGGAGGAGGCAGUGACUCAUCCUCAAAUGCCUCCCCUUCCCCUACCAAACUCUCCUCCUCCACUUCCCCCCGACACAGGAAGUUGGCCCCUGAGCUCUCCAAUCAGGACAGCAGCCUGUGAUGAUUCACUGUGAACCCCUACCCUCUUGUACUCAAAUCAGAGGGAUCAUCUUAUAGGGGGAGCUGAUCAGAGGAAUACUGCAGGACUUUUCAUCCACUCUAACAAAGUUUUUAAUACUUCAUAGUAUAACUGGAUCAAGGACCUUCACAUUGGGACACCACAUGGUUGAGUUUUUUUUACUCAGUUUGCUUCCUGCACUAAAAAAUCUGUGGAACUUAUGCAUGGUGUUGUACAUUUGACUUUAUAUUUUGCCAUGAAGCAUGAGCUUACAGAAUGCUAUCUCAGCUGGGGCAGGAGUGCUUUCAUUUGAAAGAUUUCUUGUUCUUUCAUACUUUAAAACAAUCUGCUGGUUAGAACUGGAGAUCAUAUUUUUAAGACUACGUCCACACUGCAGGUCUAGUUACCUAAAUUUGACUUUCUUUGCUCAGCUGUAGCUCAAUCAGAUUUUUUAUGAUCAAUACAAGUCAUACAGAAUCCAACCUUUUCAAACUGGAUUUGGGCCAUUUUAUGUAAAGCAGGUUCAACAUGAAACAGAAAGUGGAGCUUACUUCAGUGGCUUUUUUGGGUUUACAUCCAAAUACAUUGUGCUGCGUGCAGCAACCUUGUUGUUUUUUUCACAUAAAGAUUAGAUCACAACUGUGUCCUGCUUACAUGAGAAUCUGAUUCAGGCCACAUUUAAAAAUUAAUGUCAACAGACCCUCAGCAAUAAAUCCUAGUGGAGCUGCAGUGUGAACAUAGUCGUAGUUUGCUCUUGGAGUUGGUUUCAGGUCUUCUUCAUAUACAGCAGACAUAUCAUAGUUUAAGAUCAUAUCUACAGUCCUUUGCUCAGUCUGAUUUUCCCCUUGCUCUAAUGUCGAUGUCUUAACUAACAUAUAGUAAAAGUGGGAACAUGCAAAAACCCGUUAGACCACAUUUUGUUGCGGGCAUAUUGUUGCUGCAUGUUCAGUUGAAGUUGACUGCAAGGCCAACAUGUGCAAACUCAAUCAUUUACUUGUUAUUCAAAAUUAUUCUAAGGGAAAAAACAACACAGCGCAGGUGAUUAGAGUUGAGAGUUUAAACACCAUCUAAAGCAGUGGUUCUCAACUGGUCUAGCCUCAGGACCCAACUUCACCUUUUUAUUACAUUUAGAGUGUUAAUUUAAUCCAAACUCUGAGUAAUUUUAUUAUAACUCCACUUAAAUGAAUUCUGCCUUCAGUUUCAGCACAUAUUUAUUUGCUGUUGUUUUUACAGUUGUGGAAAAAUCAUCAUCACUGAAAUAUUCUGUCAACAUCUGUUUAAAACUUAAAAGCAGUUACUUUUUAUUUUGUUAGAUUUUUGUUGAUCACACUAAUCAUUGACUUUUUCAGCUCCUCAAGAAUUUGUCAGAUAUUUAGACUCCUUUGACAAAAUUCAUGAUCAUAUCAAGUGUCUGGAAAUAUGUGCAAUACAAAUUUCUACUUUAACUCACCUAAACAUGUUACUAAAGCCAGAACUUUGGCAGCUAGUUGAAUCUAAAUGCUGCAGCUAGAGACACGCUGGUAAAUGAUGAAGCUUUGACACGUAAGGCCAUCAAGCAGUCCAGUUAUAUUUCUGUUCCAGUUUGCAGUAAGUCCUGUGUUUGACAGCUUAGGAUACAAUGGAGUUUAAGAUACAAGGAAACCUCAAGUUACAACAUGAUAGCAUCAAGGAUGCCAAAUAUGAUUUCUGUUCUGCACAGGAGCUGACCAGUUGCAUUAUUACCUAACUUAAGUAGCAGGAAAGUCUCCUUUAAAAACUGGAAACUCAAAUGUUUUCCAUGGCAGAAAUUUGGACUCUUCAUAGCUGAAAAAGCUUUGAUGCAGCAGUUCCUCUACAUAUCAGAAAAAGUGUGAUCAGUCAGCAGUUCUGUACAAUAUGAUCACAUUGAACCUAGUUGGCAAAUGUCUGCUUUGGAAAAGGUCCAGCAUAACUCAGCAGUCUGAGGCAUUAUCAUAACCGUUUAGGUAAUUCUGAAACAAAUGAACCUGAAGUCUGUGGUUUGAGCAGAAAUAAUUACUUUUGUUUCUUUGAACAGGGAGAAGCAGGCCUAGAGAAACCAUUGUUAAAAUCUGUGGUUGUGCCUCAGAAAGAUUACAUAAAGGAAUACUUACAGUGCGUUUAUUUUAUUACUAUUUUUUAUUUACAGUUUACAAGGACCUACACUACAUCACUUUACUCUGAAGCUUAUUUUAAUGUAUAGUUUAGGUUUUGGAUGACUGUUGCAGUGCCUUAUUUAACUUGUGUGACAGUUAUCAGCUUGUUUUUGUGUUUUUAUCUAAAAAAGGAUUCUGACCAAAGGUGUGUGAAGGCUGAGCUCAGUGUGGAGCCACGUUAUGGACCUGUAUGCUCUGAUGAGGUUUUGACUCCAGGCCUAACUGACUUUUUACUGGUGGUUGCCUCAAUUGAUUGGCAUUACGUAGAAAUCAGACUCCUGUACAUGGUAAUAAUAGUGACUAAGUUUUAAAUUGGAACAUCGAUUAUUCCCUCCCAAACUAGGAGGAUGUUUAUCUUUAGCCUGUUCCUUUUUUGUUUGAGUUAAACCCUCUUAACUUCCUGGCAUAUGAUACUAGAAUAUGAGCAUAUAUUAAACAUGAAAAGCACCUUUGUUAUGAUGAAAUAAUGAUGGCAUUGACGACAGCUGAAAGUAAGAAGCACCAUACUUGGUUAACAGGAUGAUAUUGCUUCACUUGUGAUUCUCUGUGAGAUCUUCACUAGCUGUAAGGGAAAAGUAAUAAAGCCAGAAAUGCUCUAAAUCUACGGUACUUUUAUAACCAUUUUUUAACACAGAAAAAUAACAUUUAAAAAGACAUAUACAGAAUUAAUUUCCUUUAAACUAUAAUUUGCCAAAUGCAGCAGCCUUAUAACCUCACUUUUAGAUGUUUUAGCUCCACUGCUUUUAAUUUCAGCAUUACCAGAUGAACAGAUCUGUACAAAGAUGUACAUUCUUUCCCACAUAUUUUCUGUGUGUAAUGUAAACAUACAUAAAACAAAAUCCAAAUGAGGAUGCAUUGAUGUGUGUGAUGAUGUUGAACCUUACACUGUUGUUCAUUACAUAUUGUUGAUAAUCAUAUAUCGACUAUAUUUACAUGACCAUGCUAUCGGACCUAAUUGCAUUUGCACUUGCACUAUCAAGACUAAUAUUAAAGUAACUUGCUAGUAUUUAUUUUCUAUAAAAAUAUGAAGUUUAAAGUGUAUUCAGCACAUAACUGUUUAACUGUCCGUAUCUGUUGUUCCUCACUUUCUCUGUGGCUAUGUUUACAAUAUAUUACAGCCAGAUGUUAGUGAGCUAAUACAAAUACAUAUCUGUUUGUUUGAACUGCCCUGGGCAUCAGUGUUCUACAUAGUGUGUGUACGCUGCAUUAUGCUGUCAUAUUAUUUACGAUGCCUGUAAUAUGGAGUCAUGAUCAAAUACAGUUUUGAUUCUUCAUGUUGUUUACAUUACAGAUGUGUUCAUUAAACUCUAAAAAAACCUGACAAGAACUCUCUGAAGAGUUGAGCUGACCAUUAUGAAAUAAAUGUGUUAUCAUUCA